UGGGAUUUCCUCCUCCUCCUCCUCCGCCGCCGCCGCCGCCGCGGGUUCUGCGCCGAGUCCAGCCCGCCCGCCCGACCCCGGCCCGACCCCGGCCGGCUCCGCCCGCCCGGCCCCGGGGAGGGAUGCGGCGGCGCGGCGCCCAGGAUGCCCCGCAGCCCCGGGACGCGCCUCAAACCCGCCAAGUACAUCCCGGUGGCCACGGCCGCCGCGCUGUUGGUCGGCUCCAGCACCCUCUUCUUCGUGUUCACGUGCCCAUGGUUGACGAGAGCCGUGUCCCCAGCUGUUCCUGUCUACAAUGGCAUCAUCUUCCUUUUUGUCCUGGCCAAUUUCAGCAUGGCCACCUUCAUGGACCCUGGUGUCUUCCCCCGAGCGGACGAGGACGAAGACAAAGAGGACGACUUCCGGGCCCCACUUUACAAGAAUGUGGAUGUGCGGGGUAUCCAGGUCCGCAUGAAAUGGUGUGCCACAUGCCACUUCUACCGCCCACCACGCUGCUCACAUUGCAGUGUCUGUGACAACUGUGUCGAGGACUUUGACCACCACUGCCCUUGGGUCAACAAUUGCAUUGGGCGCCGGAACUACCGCUACUUCUUCCUGUUCCUGCUAUCACUCAGUGCACACAUGGUGGGCGUCGUGGCCUUUGGCCUGGUCUACGUGCUGAACCAUGCCGAGGGGUUGGGAGCUGCCCACACCACCAUCACCAUGGCUGUCAUGUGUGUGGCUGGACUCUUCUUCAUUCCUGUCAUCGGCCUCACUGGUUUCCACGUGGUGCUGGUUACUCGGGGGCGCACCACUAAUGAGCAGGUGACUGGGAAGUUUCGCGGGGGUGUGAACCCCUUCACCCGAGGCUGCUAUGGGAACGUGGAGCACGUGCUAUGCAGCCCCUUGGCACCCCGGUACAUGGUGGAAUCACCCCGGUUGCCGCUCUCAGUGAGCCUGAAGCCACCCUUCCUUCGGCCUGAACUCCUGGAGAGAGCUGCACCGCUCAAGGUCAAGCUUAGUGACAAUGGGCUGAAGGCAGGACUGGGCCGCAGCAAGUCUAAGGGCAGUCUGGACCGGCUGGAUGAAAAGCCACUGGAUCUGGGGCCACCACUGCCCCCCAAGAUAGAGGCCAGCACCUUUGGAGGUGACCUGAAGACCCCACGGCCUGGCAGUGCUGAGAGUGCCCUGUCAGUGCAGAGGACCAGCCCUCCAACACCUGCCAUGUACAAAUUCCGGCCAGCCUUCCCCACGGGUCCCAAGGCGCCAUUCUGUGGGCCUAGCGAGCAGGUUCAAGGCCCUGACUCCCUGACUAUAGGGGAUGACAGCACCCACAGCCUGGACUUUGUGUCUGAGCCCAGCCUGGACCUCCCAGACCAUGGGCCCAGUGGCCUGCACUCAACCUACCCACCGUCCCCACCACUCAGUGCCACUGAUGCCUUCUCAGGCGCUUUGCGCUCUCUGAGCCUCAAGGCUGCCAGCCGGCGGGGUGGGGACCAUGUAGCUCUGCAGCCCCUGCGUUCUGAGGGUGGUCCUCCCACACCCCACCGGGGCAUCUUUGCUCCCCAUGCAUUACCCAACCGAAAUGGCAGCCUGUCCUAUGAUAGCCUGCUUAACCCUGGCUCACCCAGUGGCCACACAUGCCCAGCACACCCCUCUGUUGGUGUAGCUGGCUACCGCUCACCCUACCUACACCCUGGGGCAGCAGGUGACCCACCACGGCCCCCACCCCGCAGCUUUAGUCCCGUGCUGGGUCCCCGGCCUCGGGAGCCCUCACCAGUACGCUAUGACAACCUGUCGAGGACCAUCAUGGCCUCCAUCCAGGAGCGCAAGGACAGGGAGGAGCGUGAGCGGCUGCUGCGCUCCCAGGCCGACUCACUCUUUGGUGACUCUGGAGUCUAUGACACACCCAGCUCUUACAGCCUGCAGCAGGCCAGUGUGCUGUCUGAGGGUCCUCGUGGCUCUGUGUUGCGCUAUGGCUCCAGAGAUGACCUUGUGGCUGGGCCUGGCUUUGGUGGUGCCCGCAACCCUGCCUUGCAGACAUCACUGUCUUCACUGUCAAGCUCUGUGAGCCGGGCACCACGGACAUCCUCCUCCUCCCUGCAGGCCGACCAGGCCAACAACAACGCCCCUGGGCCCCGGCCUGGAAGUGGCUCACACAGGUCGCCUGUGCGUCAGGGUCUACCCUCCCCGCCUGGCACUCCCUGCUCGCCCUCCUACAUGGGCCCCAAAGCUGUCGCCUUCAUCCAUACGGACCUCCCGGAACGGCCACCCUCGCUGGCUGUGCAGAGGGGGCGAAUAGGCACCUGUAGCCGUGGAUGGGGGCAGCGUGGCCAGCCCAGGGGGACCCCUGGCCUGCACCUGUGCCAUCUUGGCCUCCCUGAGGACCGCCCUCCACUGCGGGCCCCCUGGAGCCAGGCUGCUGGGGCACCCCCUCGUGGGACCAUGUGCCGCCUACACUCGGCAGCCUCCAGCCUUUUUCCCAGCCUCUCGGGACCCUAGUGGGAUGCAAGUGGGCAGCUCUGGGGCCCUGGACAGCCCAACUGGAGAAGCAGGAAGCCAGGCUGCCAUGGACCCUGGGGUGGGGCUGGGUGUGGACUGUGGGUCCUGUCUCUACCAGCUACAUCUUGACUGACUCAAGACUGCCAGGGCCUGUGACCCUGUGUCCAGGUGACCUCAGGAAGUCCUCCACCUGCUGCAGGGGGUCCAGUACCCCAUUGAGGGUGGCCCUGGAGUUGCUGUGACCAGCAUGACAUUCACCCCAGCCUCCCUAUCCUACCAAGCACUUUAGACUAAGCCACUUCCUCCUGGGGAGCCUGGGCCUCUGUGGGUUGGGCUGGGGAGGGGGUCUCAGGUUUUCCCUGCCAGUUACUACAGUCCCUCUACCCUGCCUCCAGAACAUAAACAGAUGCCUUAAUUUCCUAGAGCCACCAGCCUGGUGAGCCCUGGGAUCCCAGCCCAUCCAGCUGGGCCCCUUGCCUGCCCACCGGAUUUCCAUCAGUAUCUCUGCUCUGGCUCCACCUGGUCUGUCUGCAUCCAGGGAUGGGUGAUCCAUGGUCCACAGUCCUGCAAUCUCUGAGCCUGCUGGACCUGGUUGUCCUCCAGAGGCAGAGCAGGAUGACCCUCCUAUGCAGGGUCCUUGUCCCAGGAUCCACCCUGGGCACUGGCUCUAUUCUCCCAUUUUGGGACAAGAAAGCCACAAAGCUAUCUUCUAUUGUUCUAAGGGAUACUUCCUCCAUUUAAAUUCCCCCAAUAAAAUUUUUGGUGUUUACCUCCAUG
Marmota flaviventris (yellow-bellied marmot) is the source of this 3258-nucleotide messenger RNA. RefSeq names its product zinc finger DHHC-type palmitoyltransferase 8 (gene Zdhhc8). The record is from RefSeq and is a predicted model, not a curated record. Gene Ontology annotation, molecular function: palmitoyltransferase activity. Gene Ontology annotation, biological process: protein palmitoylation. Gene Ontology annotation, cellular component: Golgi apparatus. Lineage: Eukaryota; Metazoa; Chordata; Mammalia; Rodentia; Sciuridae.